AUGUGUACACUGCAGUCGACAGAGCUUGUAUCUUCAACCAUCGACUCCGAGGCCUUGAAACCCAAUCCGGUGCUCGAAGCUCUGGAGGAAAGGAUCCGGAAGAGUGAAGACGAAAAACGCGUUAGUAAGAGGGAGAAGAAAAUAAGGAAGAAGGCUGAGAGAAAGAUAAAGGCCGCAAUCAGGGCGGAGGAAGCAACGAAGGCGACAGAAGCUGAGAGGGAUCGCGAAGACGAAGGAACGAAAUUAUUGGGGGUUAUCCCAAAGGAGGAGACAAGGAGCGCGGAGAAACCAGUCCAUACCCAGGAAGCGAGGAAGGCAGAGGAAGCUACGGCUGCGGAGGAAACGGAUAAGGCAGAUGAAACAAGGAAGGAUGAGGAAAUGAAUCAGAUGGAAGAAGCAUUUCGGACACCAAUUGCGGAGCCAGAGGAACAACUUGACGCAGAGCAAGUAAGGUGGGCUGCACAGGAGACGAGAAUCUUAGACAUGGAGAAGAGGAUGGCCAAGUGGGAGAGGAUAUGGGCAGAGCAGGAGAAGACAUCGGUGAGCAAGGACAAAAGGCUCGCAGAUGUCGAGAGGAUAUUGGCAGACAAGGGAACCGCAUUGGCCGAUAUGAAAACCAGGCUGGCCGAGGUGGAAAGGAAGCUCGCAAGUUACGACGGAACCUUCGCAGGGACAGCUGACGAAACAUUGCGAGAUGGUCAAGCUCAGGUAGACAAUUUAGAAGAGACGGGAGCCUCGUGCCCCCCAAGGAUGGCAGACGAAGGACGAGAUAUCCAGGACCAAACAGCCAGUGAAGCAAAGAAUGAUGCCCCGUGCGUGCAAAUAGAUACGACGCUAUCCCAAGUGACCCACGAAGACGCCAAACAGCAGGGGAGAGCGAGCAUUCAGCCCGUGGCCUGGCCAACCUCCCAGCAGAUCAGCACGGCUAAGACCAAAACGCAGUACACAGAGGGCGCUUUCCAUAUCGCCGUCGCUGGCAGUUCCGGAAGCGGAAAAUCCUCCCUGAUCAACGCCUUCCGCGGCCUCUCGAACAGGGACAACAGAGCGGCCCCCACAGGGUUCGUCGAGACCACGAGAGUCAUCGGCCGAUACGAGGAUCCCGACCCCAAGAGACCGCUCGUCUGGUAUGACAUGCCAAGCAUUGGAACGCUGGAGGUCCCAGACUCCCAGCACUUUAACGAGGAAGGUCUCUUCGUGUUCGACUGCGUCGUCGUGCUCUUCGACCACCGUUUGACAGAGCAAGAUGUCGCCCUGCUCCGAUAUUGUGCACACUUCCAGAUCCCGUCGUACAUUGUUCGCUCAAAGUCGGAUGCACAGAUAGGUGCUAUUGAGAGGGAGAUGCGGGUGGCCAAUGCCGAUGAUGAAGGCGAGGAGGAAGAUGGGCUGGAAGCGGUUCACGUUUCCCGGAUUGGAGAAUACGAGGAGGCUCGCGGAAGAUACAUGAGAGAGACGAACGAGAGCGUGCACCGCACUCUUGCCCAGGCGGGCUUGCCAGUGCAGACAGUGUAUUUUGUGGCGAGGGAUACUCUCCGGAAGGUCAUCAAGGAAUCCUUGAGGAAACACAGUGGAAAUCCACUUCAGAAUAUCCUGCGGACGAAUAGCGACACGCCGGCCAAUGUGGGCAAACCAUCGAGAGAUAACAGGCUUGAAGAGAAAGUCCUCCAUGAGCGGCAUCUGCUUGAGGAUAUGAUUCAGACAGGUUACGGGCGCAGACAGAAGAAAUGA
This is a messenger RNA of Sparassis crispa, 1725 nucleotides long. RefSeq lists its product as hypothetical. Gene Ontology annotation, cellular component: membrane. Lineage: Eukaryota; Fungi; Basidiomycota; Agaricomycetes; Polyporales; Sparassidaceae. The record is from RefSeq and is a predicted model, not a curated record. Gene Ontology annotation, molecular function: GTP binding. Bases 1 to 1725 code for a protein of 574 amino acids. The transcript has a single exon.